Messenger RNA from Didymosphaeria variabile, 798 nucleotides. It is a transcript of the gene COQ3, whose product is annotated as Hexaprenyldihydroxybenzoate methyltransferase, mitochondrial. The transcript has a single exon. The coding region runs from base 1 to 798 and encodes 265 amino acids. Lineage: Eukaryota; Fungi; Ascomycota; Dothideomycetes; Pleosporales; Didymosphaeriaceae. Gene Ontology annotation, molecular function: 2-methoxy-6-polyprenyl-1,4-benzoquinol methyltransferase activity. The record is from RefSeq and is a predicted model, not a curated record. Gene Ontology annotation, biological process: ubiquinone biosynthetic process.
AUGCGCCUCUCCUCCACGACCUCUUCCUCCGCAGAAGAACCUUCCAAAUCCACCGUAGACCCAACAGAAGUAUCCCACUUCAAUGCGCUCGCCUCCAGUUGGUGGGACCCCGUCGGCCCCUCGCGCCUCCUCCACCUCAUGAACCCCCUCCGACACAAUUUCAUAUCACGUUGCCGCUCUGCGUCUCCCUCCGCUUCCCCCACCAGCAACCUCCGCUACCUAGACAUCGGCUGUGGCGGUGGAAUCUUCGCCGAAUCAGCAGCGCGUCUUCCACACACCGCAUCCGUAACCGCCAUCGACCCAACGCCCGAAGUACUCAAGAUCGCUGAGGCGCAUAAGAGGAGGGAUCCUACGCUUGCUGCGCCGGGAAAGCUGACGUAUAUAAACACAUCGAUUGAGGAUCUAUCGCAGCCUAGGAUGCUGGAGGAAGGCUACGACGUCGUGAGCUUGUUCGAGGUGCUGGAGCACGUCAAUGCGCCAGGUCCUUUCCUAGAGCAUAUCGUGCCGCAUGUGAAACCUGGAGGGUGGCUGGUGUUGAGCACGAUCGCGCGGACGUGGACGAGUUGGAUAGUGACGAAUGUCAUGGCGGAGGAUGUGCUUGGGAUUGUGCCGAAGGGGACGCACGAUUGGGGAAAGUAUGUUAACGAGGCGGAAUUGAGGAAUUGGUUUUAUGGGAAGCCGGGAUGGGGAGAGAUGAAGACAAUGGGCGUGAUUUAUGUGCCUGGGUUUGGGUGGAAAGAAGUUACGGGGAGUGAGGGCUGGGGUAAUUACUUCUUCGCUGUGAGGAGGGUAGAGUAA